AUGGCGGUCAACGGUGAUUCUGGCGCAAUCCCAGUGGGCGAGCCACACAAGACAUUCGACACGAUCCUCGUCCUCGACUUUGGCUCACAAUACUCUCACCUCAUCACACGACGACUUCGCGAACUCAAUGUCUACUCUGAAAUGCUGCCAUGUACACAAAAGAUCGCCGACUUGACCUGGAAUCCAAAAGGAAUAAUAUUGUCAGGAGGACCGUACUCAGUAUAUUCAGACGAUGCGCCUCAUGCCGACCCUGCAGUCUUUGAUCUUGGAGUUCCCAUCCUAGGGAUAUGUUAUGGGCUGCAAGAGAUUGCGUGGAAUCUGGACAACAAGAACGUGGUAGCUGGGGAGAAGAGAGAAUACGGUCAUGCUGAAGUUACAGUGCAGAAACAUGCAGGAAAGAAAGCGCAUAUCGAUCGAUUGUUUCAGAAUUUGGGUGAGAACCUCGAGGUGUGGAUGAGCCAUGGUGACAAGUUAUCACAAUUACCUGCAGGCUUCGAGCCGGUUGCAAGUACACCGAACGCGCCAUAUGCAGGCAUCGCUAGUAUCGAGAGACCUCUAUUUGGCAUUCAGUUCCACCCCGAGGUCACACAUACACCUAAAGGAAAGCAGCUUCUGAGCAAUUUUGCUGUCGAGAUAUGUGGUGCACGACAAGAUUGGACGAUGGAGAAAUUCGUGGACAAAGAGAUUGAGAGGAUUAGGGCCAUGGUUGGGCCUAAAGGACAGGUUAUUGGUGCUGUCAGUGGUGGUGUCGAUUCAACGGUCGCUGCGAAGUUAAUGCAGAAUGCUAUUGGAGACCGCUUUCAUGCUGUGCUAGUGGACAAUGGAGUGUUACGAAUGGACGAGGCCAAGAUCGUGAAGAAGACUCUGACAGAGCAUCUGGGAAUUAACCUCACUGUUGUUGACGCGACUGACCUGUUCCUCGGCAGGCUCAAAGGCGUCUCAGAACCCGAGAAGAAACGCAAGAUUAUCGGUAACACUUUCAUCGAGAUUUUCCAGGACAAAGCAAAGCAAAUUGCUGAAGCAGCUAAGGACUCACCAAAAGCAGGAGAUAUCGAGUGGUUAUUACAAGGCACACUAUACCCAGACGUAAUUGAGAGCAUCUCCUUCAAAGGACCUUCGGCUACCAUCAAGACACAUCACAAUGUAGGUGGUCUUCUAGAGGGUAUGCACCUAAAGCUCAUUGAGCCACUCCGAGAACUUUUUAAGGACGAAGUUCGAGCUCUAGGCACGAACCUAGGCAUAUCAGAAGAACUGGUUUGGCGGCAUCCUUUCCCAGGUCCCGGCCUUGCCAUCCGCAUCUUGGGCGAAGUGAAUGAAGAACAGCUGAGAAUUGGGAGGGAAGCAGACAAGAUCUUUAUUGAUGAAAUUGUGGCAGCUGGUCUAUAUCGACAGAUUUCACAAGCGUAUGCAGCUGUGUUGAAGGAUAGAGCUGUGGGUGUCAUGGGUGACAAGAGGGUAUAUGGACAAAUCAUUGCAUUGAGAGCAGUCGAAACCACUGAUUUCAUGACUGCUGACUGGUUCCCAUUUGACGGCGAGUUCCUGAAGCGAGUGAGUCGCCGGAUUGUGAACGAGGUUGAUGGUGUAUGCAGAGUGCUGUAUGAUGUUACUAGCAAACCACCCGGUACGAUAGAGAUGGAGUAA
Lithohypha guttulata is the source of this 1641-nucleotide messenger RNA. It is a transcript of the gene GUA1, whose product is annotated as GMP synthase (glutamine-hydrolyzing). Gene Ontology annotation, biological process: GMP biosynthetic process. Gene Ontology annotation, cellular component: cytosol. Bases 1 to 1641 code for a protein of 546 amino acids. The record is from RefSeq and is a predicted model, not a curated record. Gene Ontology annotation, molecular function: GMP synthase (glutamine-hydrolyzing) activity; ATP binding; GMP synthase activity. The transcript has a single exon. Lineage: Eukaryota; Fungi; Ascomycota; Eurotiomycetes; Chaetothyriales; Trichomeriaceae.